Messenger RNA from Electrophorus electricus (electric eel), 3113 nucleotides. NCBI's taxonomy places the organism in Eukaryota, Metazoa, Chordata, Actinopteri, Gymnotiformes, Gymnotidae. The record is from RefSeq and is a predicted model, not a curated record.
UGUAGUCUGCAGCUCCACUGAGCAAACACUGGCCUCUCUCAUCUGUACUGAUCUUCUCACUACCCUCUCCCUCUUUUCCCAUAAUUCAUUCUCAAGCUUUCUGCUGCCUCUGUGGUUUUACUCUAAGACUGGUUGGAUGAAAUUUUUCUUAAGUUGCUGUAAUAAAAUGGCUGUUGGGUUAGUAUCGCUGCAGUGGCGUGUGUUGUGUCUUGUGUAGCGUCUCUGAGCCUGGACUACGGAAGUAGACCCAGCAAGGCGUGCUUUGUUUACCUGCUGGGAAACAACCUGCUAGCCGUUGGGCAUCGUUAGGAGAAUGGACCUUGGAACGUUGCCCUGCGGCGCCUUGCUUUGACUAGGAAGUGCCGCAGGGUAUGGUAGGGUGCUUAAAUUAAUUAAAUGAUGGAAACAUGAAAGUGUUGUGUAGCAACAUGAGUUUUUAGGUUCAGUAAAUGAGAGAGGCCUUUCUGAGCCAUGUGUCAGGAGCGUGUAUGAGUAAGAGAAGAGAGGGAGCACUGCAGUUCGACAGCCUUCUGACAGUACACGGUACUACAAUGUCGUGUGGUGCAAGGCGUCGUCUAGGAAACACAAGCGCUGGGAAGGUGAUGCUGUUCUCGUAGCCAGGGGGCGGAGCGUCGUCCUCAAAGACAUGGAGGGACGGGACAUUGGACGAGGCUCAGGUUAUAAGGCGUCUGAGCUGGAGAGCCUGGACGAAGGUCAGACUCUGAUGGUGGGUGGGAAGCAGGUUGAGGUCAUGGGGGUCAUCUCGGACGAGGACUACGUUAAGGGCCGCUGCUUCCAAGAUGCUACAGUGAGCAUCUCCACAGACACAGUGGCCGGGGGCCCUCCUAGCCGGCCGGGGGCCAGAGCUUUCGCCUGGCCAGGACAGAAAGGCUCCGGCAGGGGUCCGGAGCCUGAAGGGCCCGUCCGGAAGCCCAGACAUGACCCCAAUGCCCCUGGAGCCCUUGUGAUGCCCCGGCCCUUGGCCAAUCAUCAGUGGCUUCAUAAUAAAACCGGACUCCCAUUGGUUGAUGUGGUUGUGGAUCCUCACCUGACCAAUCAUCUUCGACCACAUCAGCGAGAGGGUGUGGUCUUCCUCUAUGAAUGCCUGAUGGGAAUGAGGUUGGCUGGACGAUAUGGGGCGAUUCUAGCAGAUGAGAUGGGCUUGGGGAAGACCCUGCAGUGUGUGUGUGUGCUGUGGACCCUCCUGAGGCAGGGCCCAUAUGGUGGGAAGCCCGUCCUGAAGAGGGCGCUAGUGGUCUGUCCCGGCAGCCUGGUGAAGAACUGGGCCGCAGAGUUCACUAAGUGGCUUGGGAGAGAGAGGGUCAGAGUCUACACCGUUGACCAGGACCACCGUGUGGAGGACUUUGUCCACUCUCCUCUGUGUCCUGUGAUGGUGAUCAGCUAUGAGAUGCUGCUGCGUUCAGUAGACGCUCUGAAGCCACUGGACUUUGGCCUGCUGAUCUGUGACGAGGGUCAUCGGCUCAAAAACAGCAGCAUCAAGACCACCAGUGCACUCAACAGCCUCGCCUGCCCACGGAGGGUCAUCCUCACAGGUACUCCUGUCCAGAAUGACUUGCAGGAGUUCUUCUCCAUAGUUGAGUUUGUGAACGCCGGCGUUCUGGGAAGCUUGGCAGCCUACAGGAAGAUUUAUGAAGAACCCAUCAUCACAUCCCGGCAGCCUGCCUGCACUGAAGAGGAGAGGCUGCUGGGGGACGAGCGCGCAGCAGAGCUCGCCCGACUCACGGGCAUGUUCACCCUCCGCCGCACGCAGGACGUCAUCGACCGCUUCCUGCCUGAGCGCGCGGAGUGGACGCUGUUCUGCAGGCCCACGCAGCUCCAGGCGCGACUCUACUCCGCGCUGCUCUCCACCAGGGCCGUCAGGGCCUGCCUCUCCGCCCACGGCCCGCACGCCUCCGCCCACAGCCCCCACCUGGCCUGCAUCGCCGCCCUCAAGAAGCUGUGCAACCAUCCUGGGCUCCUGUACGGCACCGUACAGGAGAAGGUGGAGGAUCUGUUCGAGGGCCUCCCAGUGGAGCUCUUCCCUGAGGGCUACGUCACCCACCGCUUCUGCACAACCGACUCUGGGAAGCUGCUGGUGUUGGCAGACUUGCUGGCGGCCGUCCAGCACGUGAGACGCGCAGACAAGGUGGUGUUGGUGUCUAACUACACGCAGACUCUCGACCUGUUGCAAGACCUCUGCGCUCACCUCAGCUACACCUGGUGUCGGCUUGAUGGGCAGACCCCGGUUGCCAAGCGACAGCGAAUCGUGGAAUCCUUCAACAGUCCACACUCCUCCUGCUUCCUGUUCCUGCUCAGCUCAAAGGCUGGAGGGGUGGGGCUUAACCUUGUUGGUGCCUCCCACCUCAUUUUGUAUGAUAUAGACUGGAAUCCAGCCAAUGACAUCCAGGCCAUGGCUCGGGUGUGGAGAGACGGGCAGAAGAAAGCGGUUCACGUCUACAGGCUGCUGACUACAGGCACCAUAGAGGAGAAGAUCUACCAGAGGCAGGUGUGUAAGCAGGGUCUCUCUGGGGCAGUAGUGGACCUGGGCAAGAAAACAGAGCACAUCAGCUUCUCCACAGAGGAGCUACGUGAUCUUUUCACCUUCGACCCCAAUAGCACCUGCCUCACACAUGACAUGCUAGGCUGCCAGUGCCCAGGGGACGGUAGCAUACCAGGUGUGAAAGAGGUGACUGCCGCUGCAGAGAGAGCGUGUCAGUUGGGUCGUCGUGCAGACAGCAUUCCACAGCGCGUCAGCAUGUCUGAACUCAUGCAUUGGAGGCAUUUCUCUGGAAGCAUCCAAUCAUAUGGUGACAUUUACCUAGACCAUGCCCACAGCCAUAUUACAUAUGCCUUCCAAAGUACUUCAAAAACCCAAAACGCAUCCUGAAGAAAAUCCUCACAUGCACGGAUCAUUCGGAAACUGAAUUUGACGGUUGUAAAAAGUCUAAUGAAAUGAAUGUAAGCAAUUAAAAUGUAAAUAUAAAAGUGUAAUGUACCUGUAUUGCAACUAUAUGUUUUUAUUAAUAAUAAAGCAAGUUUUUGUGCUUAUUUGCCCACCUACUGAAAUCCAGUCUGAAAUUCUGGAGUACAGGCUGUACUGACCCUAAUCCCAC